CGACGCGGCACGGUGCAGUUCCGCUCUUUGUCCACGAGGUGGCGGUAGAGACCGCGGAAAGGGCUUCUCCAGAGGGGUCGGCGAAGUUAAAACAAGGAUGGGGUCGGGGGGAGCCAAGUGACUCCUUGGGGGCUGACCUCAAAGUCACCUCGGGCAGGAUGGCUCCUGGGACAGGCUUAUAAGAGGAGGUGACACCCCCUUGUGCCAUCCCUAUGUGGAAACCCCACCAAGUUCAACCAGAGGCCAGAAAGAAUCCUUCUAGACCCAUAGCCUGGAUGCCUCAGCCCAACUCCUUGCAGAGGGCAUCUCAGGGACCUCCCCAAAACCUCAGCACCGACCCUAUUGGCUGCUGGUGCCAACCGGUGCCACCAGCGAGGCAAGAGCUGCCUGGAGAAGUGAGCAGCCCCUCCAUCAUCCCACUGCAUCCGUGUGGAGCUGCACCAUACAGACGCCAUGCAGCCCCAUGCCAUCCUCCUCCUCCUCUUCUUCUUCUUCCCUGGGAACUGGGCAGAGCCAGAGGGCUCCUACAUGCUCAAGCUUCUCCAUUUUGCCACCUUCCAAAACAGCACCUCUGUGCUUGUGGGAGGAGUGGGGCUCUUGGGGGACAUGGAACUGGGAUCUCUGGACAUCAGCACUGGGAACAUCCACUACUACCGAGCCUGGCUGCGCCCAGCCUUGCCAAAAGAAGACUGGGACGUCAUUGAAAGCUCCAUCAAGUCAUACAUCAGGGAUUUCAACAGGCUGGUGGAGAUGUACGCCACGAUGCCCUACCCUUUUGUCUUCCAGACCUCCGUGGGCUGUGAGCUCCAGUCCAACAGGACCGUCAGGACCUUCUUCAACAUCGCUUACGAGGGCCAGAAUUUCAUCCGCUUCUGCCUGGAUACAGGCACUUGGGAGCAGAUGCAACAUAACCAGUUGUCAGCCACAGCCGAGCAGCUGAUGGCCAACGCCAGCACUCUCAAUGAGGUGAUCCAAGUGCUCCUCAACUACACCUGUGUGGAUGUUCUGAGGCUUUUCAUCCGGGCUGGCAAAGCAGAUCUGGAGAGACAAGGUGAGCUGACCCACAUCAGCUCCCGACGUAGGGGGGGUCUGAGCGGUGCCGCACUGCAGUCCCCUCAUAUCCAUCCCUCAGUGCCCCCCAUCGCCGUGGUCUUUGCCCGCACUGCCGGCCCAGCACAGCUCCUGCUGGUUUGCCGUGUCACCAGCUUCUACCCGCGGCCCAUCACCGUCACCUGGCUGCGGGACGGCCAGGAGCUGCCCCCGAACACCAGCACAGUGUUACCCAACGCCGACCUCACCUACCAGCUCCGCAGCACCCUGCUGGUGUCCCCCCGGGACGGGCACAGCUACGCCUGCCGCGUACAGCACCGCAGCCUGGGUGACCGCAGCCUCCUCGUCCCCUGGGGUAGGUUGUCCCCCUCGGGGGAUGCGGCUCCCGAGCCCCGUUUCCUCGGCACGAGGAGCAGGAGAGCUGACGGGCUGUUUGUUGUCAGAGCGCUCCAAGAGGGGACUGAGUGCGGGGAUCGGGGCCGUCCUGCUGCUGGCCGCGGCCGCCAUGGCCGCACUGUUGGUACGGAGAUACAGGAAGCGGCAGCGGAUGGACGAGGGGCGCAGCGUCCCACUGGCGGAGACCACGGCGGGGCGAUACGGGGGAUGCGGCCGCGGAACAGCCGGGGAGGGGAGGGGGCACGUCUGAGUGCUUCUCAGAACCCCCCAGUGCUCGUGGCGGCUCCUCCAGCCCCGAUAAAGGAACCCACCUGCCCACGAGUAACGAACCGCGACCUCCCGUCGGCACCUUCUGCGUUUUAUCGCCCAACCACCGCCUUUAUUAACCCCCUUCCGGAGAUAUUUGUACAAAUAUUUGUACAAACCCUCCCUCCAGCGACGCCCACCGACGGCGCUGGAUGCGCUGAGCUGCACUGAGCUCCCAAAGGAAGGAGGCGCUCAAACAUUGCACGGAGGUGCGAGUGUGAUCGGGGUUUUGAAGCAGGUUUCAAACCAAGCAGGUUUGAGGCGAACGGAGCACGGAAUAAACGGAUAAUUUGA
Coturnix japonica (Japanese quail) is the source of this 2046-nucleotide messenger RNA. The record is from RefSeq and is a predicted model, not a curated record. NCBI's taxonomy places the organism in Eukaryota, Metazoa, Chordata, Aves, Galliformes, Phasianidae.